Meriones unguiculatus (Mongolian gerbil) is the source of this 2178-nucleotide messenger RNA. It is a transcript of the gene Pnma6e, whose product is annotated as PNMA family member 6E. The record is from RefSeq and is a predicted model, not a curated record. Bases 1 to 2178 code for a protein of 725 amino acids. The transcript has a single exon. NCBI's taxonomy places the organism in Eukaryota, Metazoa, Chordata, Mammalia, Rodentia, Muridae.
AUGUUCCCUUCUAACUUCAGUGCUGCUGCAGCACUGGUGAUUCUGCAGGACUGGUGUGGGUGCUUGGGUGUCAAUGUCCAGCGCUCCCUGCUUAUCCUGGGCAUCCCCGACGACUGUGGGGAAGAAGAAUUCCAGGAAGCUGUGCAGGCUGCCCUCAGGCCCCUGGGCAGGUACCGAGUGCUUGGCAGACUUUUCAGAAGGGAGAUUGGGGCAAAGGUCGCCUUGGUUGAGUUCACUGCCAAUUUAAAUCAAAGUUUGAUCCCCCAGCAAAUACCAAACAACAGGGGCCCCUGGACUGUGGUCUCCCUGCCUCGUGUCCCUGAUGUGGAGUUAGAGAGUGCCUUCAGUUUCCCUGCCCAGGCUCAGGGGCAAGCUUUGGAGAGGGCUUCAGGCAGGGCAGGAACUUCAGGUGGGGCAGGGGCUGCAGCUGGGGGAGACUUAGAGGCAGGAGCUGGGGGUGAGGCAGGAGGAAGAGCUGAGGAAGGAGCUGCAGGUGAGGCAAGAGUGUCUGAUGAGGAAGAAACAGAGGGUGAAGAAGGAGCAGGCGAAGAAGGAGGAGGGACUGCGGCUCCUGCCUCCUUCCUACAGGGGGAAGGAGUUGCAGAUGAGGAAGAGGCAGAAGAUGAAGGAGUUCCAGGGGAGCCAGAGGUUAUGUAUGAGGCAGGAGUUGUAGAUGAAGGAGGACAUUUAGAUGAGGGGCCUAUGAAUGAGGAAGAGGACAUAGUUGAGGCAGGGCCUGUAAGAGUGUAUGAUGAGGAAGGAGCUGGAGGUGAUAUGGGAAUUGCAGGUGUUAUAGGAGCUAUAGGUUGGGCAGGAGUUGCAGGUGAGGUGGGGGCUGCAGGAGAAGGAGGAGUUUUAGAGGCAGAGGCAGGUGAAGAGGGGUCUGCAGGAGAUGAGGCAUCUGGGAGUUAUGACAGCUCUUCAGGGGAUGAUGGAUAUGUGGAUGAUGGAGGAGAGGUGGAUGGAGCAGGAGCUAUGGGUGAGGAGGAUGAGGCAGGAGCUAUAGGGGAAGCAAGAACAUCAGAUGAGGAGGGAGCUGCCGGUGACAUGGGAGUCGCAGGCUUUAUAGGAGCUGUAGGAUUGGCAGGAGCUGCAGGUGAGGGUGAGGAAGGGGCCUUUGACAUGGCAGCAGGGGCACAUGGGGCUGGAGCCUGGUCCCAGCAGUGGAGCCAAGACCUGCAGCCCAUCCUGGAAAACAUGGCCUACCAGGAGCUGAGACAUUUCUCCGGGAUGGAAGAGCCUGGUUCUGGGGGUGAGUCUUUGGAGAGCUGGCUGGACCAUGCCAAUGACAUGCUGUACCUAUGGCGCCACAUAUCCGAGAGGGAGAGGAGGAGGAGGCUGGUGGAGAGCUUAGAGGGGCCUGCCCUGGAUCUCCUGUGUGAGCUUUUGGAAGAGCAUCCAGACACACCUGUGCAGGACUGCUUGGCUGCACUGGUGCAGGUAUUUGGUAACAGGGACACCAUGACAGCGUGGCUGAACUUCCUGACUUGCUCCCAGCGGCCUGAGGAGACCCUCUUUGCCUAUGUGAUGCGCCUGGAAGUUCUGCUGCAGAUGGCCUUGGAGAAGGGGGCCAUCCAGCCUGCAAUGGUAGAUCAGACCAGGGCGCGGCAGGUGCUGAUGCGGGCUCGGCCCAACCAGAUGCUGCAGAACAACCUGAGGAGGAUGCACCUGGAGAGGCGACUACCCGGCUUUGUGGGGCUGCUCAGGCUCAUUAGGGAGACUGAGGCAUGGGAGGCAGCUCUGCCUGAAAAUAUGAUGGUCCAAGAAGGGGAAGUGGUGUACUUGCAUGGUGGGGAGCUGGAUGUGGGCCAGGCUGCCCUGGUCAGUGCUGGGGUUGCUGAGCUGGCCCCUGCUGUUAGAGAGGCCUUCCCAGCCGGUGAAGAUGCUGCGCAGGUUGUUGCUGCUGCUCUUGAACAAGCUGCUGGGGCUGCUCCUGAUGAUGGUGCCCCAAAGCCAGGUCCUGACUCUGGUGAGGCCCAGGUCUUCCCUGUCAACCGGAGAGAUGAGAAUCUGUCGGGCCCUGCUGGUUCAGGCCAGGCAGGGCUUACUGAGAGCCUAGGUGUGCCUGAGAGCUUAGCCCAUGCAGGAGAGCAAGAAGUAGAUGUGCUGAAAGAAGAGUCAGAAAAUGAGGAUGGGGCAUGGGAGUCUAGUCACCCCAAAUCCUUCCUUGGUAAAUAG